Messenger RNA from Sordaria macrospora k-hell, 846 nucleotides. RefSeq lists its product as uncharacterized. The record is from RefSeq and is a predicted model, not a curated record. NCBI's taxonomy places the organism in Eukaryota, Fungi, Ascomycota, Sordariomycetes, Sordariales, Sordariaceae.
AUGCGCUUCUCUACCUCCGCCGCCGUCCUGGCAUUGCCUCUUCUGGCUGCCGCCGAAAGUCCCCUCGACCAGUACAAGGCCAAGUUCCAGAACUUCCUCGGAAGCUUCGCUGGCACUGCCGGUGGUGCUGCCGUUCAACAGGCCGCCGAGGUUCCCCAGCAGAAGCCCAUUGUCUCCAACACUGAGUCUGCCACCACCAGCACGGUACCGGCCAAGAAGGUUGAGCGCCUCACGCUCUCCAACUGGAAGGACACCUUGUACGCUCCCGUCCAGCCAGCGGCCACUACCCCCGAGGAGUGGUGGGUGUUGAUUACUGGUGGCAACAAGACGUGCUUUGGCCGCUGCGGACCCGUCGAUGAGGCCUUCGGCGAGACGGUGGAGAAGUUCGCGACGCUUCCCAACUCUCCCCACGUAGCUAUCCUUGAUUGCGAAGCGGAGCCCGUCCUUUGCAAUGUCUGGUCCGCUGGCGCUUCGGCCCUCUGGGUCUUCGACAUGCUCCCCCAGCCCGCUGCCGUCGACAUCUACUGGAAGCGCCUGAACUACACCACCGUCACUGCGGCCGAUCUUCUGGAAACAUACGACAAGGAGACCACGGAGGGCAAGGAGGCUGCCGGCUUUGAGCUUCUCGAGGGCGCGCUUCACCCCUUCGACGGCACCAUUGCCCAGUACAACCUCUCCGUCCCAAUUGCCUACACUCUCCACUACCUCAGCAUCAUCCCCUCGUGGGCCAUGAUGCUCUUUGUUUCCUUCUUCAGCCGGACGAUGAUGAACCGUAGUAUGGGAGGCGCGCAGAAUCGUCCUGCCAACCCUGCUCGUGGUGCUGCUCCCGGUGAUGGCCGUUCUUAG